CGGCGCCGGACCCCGCCACCAUCAUGGCCAGUCCCAGAACCAGGAAAGUUCUCAAGGACGUGCGCGUACAAGAUGACAACAACGUGUGUUUCGAGUGCGGUGCCUUCAGCCCUCAGUGGGUGAGCGUCACCUACGGCAUUUGGAUCUGCCUGGAGUGCUCGGGGAAGCACCGUGGACUCGGGGUGCACCUCAGCUUUGUGCGCUCAGUCACCAUGGACAAGUGGAAGGACAUCGAGCUGGAGAAGAUGAAGGUGGGUGGGAACGCCAAGUUUCGAGCCUUCCUGGAGGCGCAGGAGGACUACGACCCCUGCUGGUCCCUGCAGGACAAGUACAGCAGCAAGGCCGCCGCCCUCUUCCGGGACCAGGUGGCCACGUUGGCUGAAGGGAAAGAGUGGUGCCUGGAGACAUCCCCUGCCCAGAACUGGACCCCGCCCCAGCCCAAGACGCGGCCUGCCUCCGUCCCCCGCGUCUCUGGGCAGCCCCCAAGCAGCACUGCUUCCUCUGACAAGGCCUUUGAGGACUGGCUGAGCGAGGACCUGGGCUCCUACCAGGGGGCCCCGGAGAAGCGCUACGUGGGCUUUGGGAACACAGUGCCGCCAGCCCAGAAAGAGGGUGAUUUCCUCAACCACGCCAUGUCGUCACUGUGCUCGGGCUGGAGCAGUUUCACCUCGGGAGCCAGCAGGUUUGCUUCGGCCGCCAAGGAGGGUGCCACCAAGUUUGGAAGCCAGGCCACCCAGAAGUUCUGGGGCUCCAAGCAGCAGCCAGAGCUGGCAUCCGAGCUGGGCCAGAGUCUGAGUGAGAACGUUCUCAAGCCGGCCCAGGAGAAGGUGCAGGACGUUGGCAGCCGGGGCUGGCGAGAUGUCACCUCCUUCUUCUCUGGCAGGGCAGAGGACGACCUGGACAGGCCCCCGGAGGGCCAGAGCUACCAGAACAGCGCGGGGGACAGCUACCAGAACAGCGCCAUCGACCAGAGCUUCUGGGACAGCUUCGGCGGCGCCGAGCCUGGCCGGGCGCGCCAGUCCCCGAGCAGCGACAGCUGGACCUGCGCGGACGUGUCCGCCGAGAAGAAGAGCUCCGACAGCUGGGACGUGUGGGGGUCGGCGUCCAACAACAGGAGCAGCGACCUCAGCGACGGCGGCGGCGGCGAGGGCCGGACCCCCGCCCCCAGGAAGGCGGCCCCCACCUUGGCAGACGAUGGCUGGGAUGUCCAGGACUGGUAGCCGCGCGGCCCGCCCGCCUGGCCCCGCCCCGCCCCG
This is a messenger RNA of Sorex fumeus (smoky shrew), 1256 nucleotides long. RefSeq names its product ADP ribosylation factor GTPase activating protein 1 (gene ARFGAP1). Bases 24 to 1220 code for a protein of 398 amino acids. Gene Ontology annotation, cellular component: Golgi membrane. The transcript has 13 exons. Gene Ontology annotation, molecular function: GTPase activator activity. Gene Ontology annotation, biological process: regulation of ARF protein signal transduction; regulation of endocytosis. The record is from RefSeq and is a predicted model, not a curated record. Lineage: Eukaryota; Metazoa; Chordata; Mammalia; Eulipotyphla; Soricidae.